Messenger RNA from Petromyzon marinus (sea lamprey), 2659 nucleotides. The record is from RefSeq and is a predicted model, not a curated record. Lineage: Eukaryota; Metazoa; Chordata; Hyperoartia; Petromyzontiformes; Petromyzontidae.
GCAGCAACAGCAACAAACAUCCAGCCACCCCUCCCAUAUCCACACAGCACCGCAGAUCGGCGAGAGCCAAUGGCACGCGCGGGUGAUAGGGAGGGAGGGGGGCUGGAAGGAGGAGGAGGAAGCCCGCGCCGCCUCGAUGUGCCCCCGAGAGAUGCAAGCUCCUGUGCAAUUGGAGCCACCGAGAGAAGAGAGCGCGUGAGCGCAUAGGAGAGAGGCAGGAAUAUCACCAGUGACACACAUCAUCACAACACGCGGAGCCGUCGAGCGUGCUAGGGAGGGAGGGUUGCGAUUACACGCGCCGUGUCAGUGGCGGCAGUAGUCGGACGUGCAAGGGACGACGCGCCGUAGAACAGAGGUCGUCACAUUUGUUCGCUGCUGCUGAGAGAGUGGACGCGGCACGCCGCUCCCGUCCGCUCUUUGCGAGGGGCAGCGAGGCGCAGCACAGGCUGAGCGAGCCUCCCGAGUGCCGUGCGGGGGAGCGAGCGAUCGGCACGGGCGAGGAAGGCGUGGAGACGGUGGGAACGUGCGGGUAACGUGGCCACGGGUAACCGCGUCGCUUCGCCUGGGUCGCUCCGUAUGUCGUGCGGAGAUGUUCGCCAAGUCACAAUUCGUCGGGAAUUGUGACAUCGCACUCUGCAAGGAGGAGGGAGUCCUCUUUUGUGAUGCCGAUAACAUUUUCCUUCCCUUGGAUCCAGCUCCGUUGUUGGGGACGUCCGGAAUGAACUGCGUCCACCGAAGGAACCAAGUCAAGUCCCUGGUAUCGGUCCCGUAGCGUUGUUGUGGAAUGGGUAAUCUGCUAAAGGUCCUAUCCAAGGAUAUUGAGAAUAUUCCACGCUUUUUCUUGGAUUUUGAAAAUGCGCAGCCCACCGAGGCGGAGCGGGACUCGUGGCAGCAGGUGAACGGCGUGCUGCAGCAGAGCGAAGGCAUCCUCACCGAGCUGCAGGCCUACCGCGGGGCCGGCCAGGAGAUCCGAGAGGCGAUAUCCAACUCCAACGACGUCGAGCUGCAGGAGAAGGCGUGGAAGGCCGUGUGUCCACUUGUGGCCAAGCUCAAGCGCUACUACGAGUUCUCCCUCUGCCUGGCGGAGGCGCUGCGCAGCCUGCUCACGGCGCUCACCUGCCCGCCCUGCACGCCCACGCAGCACCUGGAGCGUGAGCAGGCGCUCGCCAAGCAGUUCGCCGAGAUCCUCCACUUCACGCUGCGCUUCGACGAGCUCAAGAUGACGAACCCAGCGAUUCAGAACGACUUCAGCUACUACAGGCGCACGCUGAGCCGCAACAGGAUAAACAACACCUACCAAAUCGCGGAGAACGAAGUCAACAACGAGAUGGCGAACCGGAUGUCCUUGUUCUACGCCGAGGCCACCCCGAUGCUGAAGACCCUCAGCGACGUUACCACGAAGUUCGUUUCUGAAAAUAAGACGCUCCCCAUCGAGAACACCACCGACUGCCUCAGCACCAUGGCCAGCGUCUGCAAGGUCAUGCUGGAGACUCCGGAGUACCGGAGUCGGUUCACCAACGAGGAGACGGUGUCCUUCUGCCUGCGGGUCAUGGUGGGCGUCAUCAUCCUCUACGACCACGUGCACCCGGUGGGCGCGUUCGCUCGCAGCUCCAAGAUCGACAUGAAAGGUUGUAUAAAGGUGCUCAAAGAACAGCCUCCGAACAGCGUGGAAGGUCUGCUAAAUGCACUCAGGUACACGACGCGACACCUGAACGACGAGAACACGUCCAAGCAGGUGAAGAGCAUGCUCCAGUAGGGGGGCCGGGGCGGGGGGGCGCGCACGGACGGACGCCGCUCCGCCCGGACGGCGCGACCAUCGGUGGCGGUGAGGGCGGCGCGUCGUCCACGUCGUCUGAGUCGUCCGAAUCGUCCGAAUCGUCCGAGUCGUCUGAGUCGUCCGCAUCAUCCCGUCCCUGCGGAGGCCUCACCGGACCGGGCGGCCCGGUCGUGGUGCCGCACGUACAACGCUGCCGCCACCGCCGCCUCCGAGAUGCUGAGCCCCGUUGCAUGGCCGCGUGAAUAUUCAUGUUUCCCCGUGACAGCCCCCUUGUACGAGUAACGGAACACGAUCGGAUGGCGGAGGGAAGGCAGCUUUAAUUGGUCGGUGUAAAUAUUGGCGCGGAGGGCCCAAUUAGUGAAUGCACUAUCCCGCUCCGUCGCUGGGUGCACGCGUGCCCCAUUCCUCGUCGCUCGUCCCUCCGAUCCAGCGCUCCGCGGGGGAGGGGGGCGGUAGCGUCUCCUCCAGUUGUAGAGGGAUUCGGGAGUCUCCGCUGGACUGAGCGACCAGGACGGAGCAUAACCCUCCGGUCGUGCCAACAGGGCCGGAUUUAGGAAACCAAUCGGGGACAUUUUUUUGAGGGCCCAAACUCCAGGGGACCCCAUUGGAAGGGAGGGGGGGAAUAUAAAGUUGGACUUAAUUCAUCAGGUCGUUCUAAUACGAGAAUGAUGCAAGUCAAUAAACCUGCUCUUGCUAAGAGCUUUCCAGUUAGGUUUUGAUGUCAUCUGUGUCCCCAACCCUCCCGCGUCACGCUCAGCCCCCUCUCCCCCCAUAGUGGGGGUUGUGGAUUUUGUCCCUGUGUGUGUCUAUGUCUAUGUGUGUUAUGUGUCUUUGCCUCUGUGUGUGGUGUCUUUGGGUGUGUGUGUCUUUAUCUGUGUGUUU